AGAAACAACCGUUUUGUUUCAUUCAUAUGAAUGUGGCCACUUUCCUAUUUCUUACAAAUUUGACAUCUUUUUCUCUCACCCAUUUCUCAAAAUCCUAACUUUUUCUCUUUUCUCUGUUGAAACCUUCAUUUUGAACUAAAAAAAUGGCUAUGGCUAUUAGUGCUUGGAGACUUGGAUUUCACUUCAGUGCAACUACUGAUAAUAGUUUGAGAGUUUUGGAAAAACCCAUUUUCCGUGUCCCUUUUUUGAAUGCUUCUUCUGGGUUUAUUUCUACUAAACCAUGUUACUUUCUUCAUAAAAGAAGGUUGUUAUCUUCUGGAACUACUAUUAUCCCUCGAGCGGCAGCACCUGCUACUGAUGUGCAGAAUGGAAAUCAAGGGGAGACUGAUACCGUUCCGACCCCAAUAGUCAUAAUUGACCAAGACUUGGAUCCAGAUGCAACUGUGGUGGAGAUAACUUUCGGUGAUCGGCUUGGAGCUCUUCUCGACACAAUGAGAGCAUUAAAAGACUUAGGCCUCAAUGUCGUAAAGGCAAAUGUCUUUCUCGAUUCUUCUGGCAAGCACAACAAGUUUUCCAUCACAAAAGCUGAUACUGGCAGAAAAGUGGAAGAUCCAGAGUUGUUAGAGGCAAUUCGUUUGACAAUUAUAAAUAAUCUGAUUCAGUAUCACCCGGAAUCAAGUUCUCAGUUAGCAAUGGGAGCAGCUUUUGGACUUCUACCUCCAAAAGAGCAGGUUGAUGUGGACAUUGCAACUCACAUAAAUAUUUCCGAUGAUGGGCCAGAUCGAAGUUUGUUCUAUGUGGAGACAGCUGAUCGACCUGGAUUACUUGUCGAUCUUGUAAAAAGUAUUACUGACAUUGACAUUGCUGUUGAAUCUGGAGAAUUUGACACUGAGGGACUCUUGGCUAAGGCAAAGUUUCAUGUUAGCUACAAAGGCAAAGCAAUCAGCAAGCCCCUGCAGCAGGUUCUUGCUAACAGCUUGAGAUAUUUCUUGAGGCGUCCGGCAACUGAGGAAUCCAGUUUUUGAAGGGUAUCUCUUUCGAUUUCAACAAUGUGCAUGGCAUUAUAUUUUCUUUUGGAGUAUAACACCACCAUGGAUUGGUGAAUGUUUGCAUUCAUUGUUUCAUUGGGAGGAGAAAUGAAGAAUAACUGGAAUGUGCAUUAAAAUCAUAAAACUGAAUUAACAGGGAUAUAUGAUUGUAAAGUUACAUUUGUCAAUUACUUACAUAAAAUUAUUUUCAACUUUAAA
Molecule: messenger RNA, 1247 nt
Organism: Medicago truncatula (barrel medic)
Lineage: Eukaryota; Viridiplantae; Streptophyta; Magnoliopsida; Fabales; Fabaceae
Product: ACT domain-containing protein ACR11
Exons: 10
Coding region: 144-1025 (293 amino acids)
Cellular component (GO): chloroplast stroma; chloroplast thylakoid membrane
Source: RefSeq, a predicted model, not a curated record